Molecule: messenger RNA, 2083 nt
Organism: Limulus polyphemus (Atlantic horseshoe crab)
Lineage: Eukaryota; Metazoa; Arthropoda; Merostomata; Xiphosura; Limulidae
Product: roundabout homolog 3-like
Exons: 11
Coding region: 143-2083 (646 amino acids)
Molecular function (GO): protein binding
Source: RefSeq, a predicted model, not a curated record
ACCAUGUAACAUCACUCCUGAGGCCCUAGAUGAUAACUUAGACCUAGUUUUAUGGUAUACAGACAAAUCUCCUUCACCUUUUUAUAGUCUUGAUGCCAGACACGGAAGUGUACAUUCGGGGAGACAUUGGAAGAGUGACGACAUGGCAUCUCGUGCCUAUUUCAAUAUUACAGGGACCAUGGCUCGACUUCAAUUAGAUCCAGUUAUCAAAGAAGACGAGGGAGCCUUUCUUUGUCGGGUGGACUUCCGUAUCGCUCGAACACGCUACUUAGAAGUGGGGUUAAGAAUAAUAGUUCCUCCAAAGAAACCAGUAGUAAAGAACGGAGCAGGUCAAAUCCAGCAAAGUUUAAUUGGUCCGUACAAUGAAGGCGAUUCACUUUGGCUUCAAUGCGAAGUCACAGGAGGAAAUCCACGUCCUAACCUUACCUGGUGGCGAGAAUCCGUACUGUUAGACGAUUCCUACGAAAUAAUAGACAAUUUUAUAAUUAAAAAUGUGAUAGAAAUUCCAGUGUUACAACGUCAUGACCUGAUGGCUACAUUCACUUGUAUGGCAAUCAAUAACGACAUCCUACCGCCUUCACAAUCUACAGUUGCUGUUGAUAUGAAUUUUAGGCCUCUUGAAGUGCAUAUUGAAGGAGAAAGACGCCCUCUAUUGGCUGGUAGGCCUGUCAAGAUAGAAUGCAGUACGGCAGGCUCAAGACCUCCUGCUGAAGUCACUUGGUGGAAGGAAGGUAUUCAGUUAAAAUCGGCGAAAUCUCUUAUUCCAGCGAAUGGUAACUCAACACUAAGCACUCUUACGUUUACGCCAUCUGCUGCAGAUGACGGCAAGAUGCUUUUCUGUUCAUCUGAAAACAGACAUAUUCCUGGAAGCACGAUAAAAGCCAGUUGGAAACUAGAAGUAAUAUAUAAACCGCUCCCCACUUUGCAACUAGGAAGUAAAAUACGUCACCUUCCAAUUCAGGAAGGAAGUGACGUAUACAUGGAAUGUGAAACUAGGGCUAAUCCACCAGUAACAAAGACUGGAUGGAAAUUUGAUGGUGAAGAUAUUUCAGCCGAUUACUCAGCUGAUUCACCCAUUUGCAAGCCUAAUCAAAAGAUACUAUAUGGUGGUGCUAUAAAUCGACCUGUCGAAGUAUCCUGUAACGUGGAAAGUGAUCCCGAUAACGUGACCUUCAUCUGGACAUUCAAUUCCUCCGUAGACAGUCGUAAGUUAUUGGACUUCAACACAAUUGGAACAUCUAGCAUACUCACGUACAUACCCAAGUUUAAAUCAGACUUUGGAAAGCUUAUCUGCACUGGAAUGAAUAGUGUUGGACUUCAGGUGGCACCAUGCGUUUUUUCUAUUGUACCUGCAGGACCCCCAGAACCUCUUGAAAAUUGCACUGUUACCAAUCUGACUCAAACCAUGAUAACAAUGAAGUGUGUCGAAGGUAAUGAUGGUGGACUUCGACAAAAUUUCUACGCAGAGGUUUUUCAUAAGGGCCUAAAUGAAUUAGCGACGAAUUUUACAACCCAAACUCCAGUAUUCUUAGUUGGCGGACUUAAUUCUGGAUGUUUGUACGUGAUAAAACUUUACGCCACAAACGCUCAGGGUAAAAGUGAUCCCUUUGUAACAAACAUUAAGACGUUACAAGGACCUGCAACUCAGUCUGGACGUAGAAGAAGAAAGUUUAGGGAGCAAGAUCUCAAAUAUUCCGAACCGCUAGAAAAAGAAUUAUUUGUCAGUGAAGACUUAUCUAAGGAUACAACAUGUGAAGAGAAGUGUCCUGAUGUAAUUCCAGAAAUGAAACACGUUGAAAUCACUGUCAGCGAUGCAGCGUCAUCUAGCGCCACUGAAAUACAUUUAUUCCCGGAAACUUCUUCUGGCCAAUAUCUUAUACAAGAUUCUUCCACGAAGAAACUAAGACAAUUGGAACGCCAAGCCGAUAGUUUGGUAGAAACAAUGGACUCGGGAAGAGCUCAGGUCCCACAGUGUUCCCAGCUUGGUGGAGAUUACCUUGAAUUGCAAACAGGAUACAGGGAAGAAGUAGCUGAAGUUUCAUUUGCUGUACCCUUCAGGGAUUUCCAACAGACUGAGGUUUAA